This is a messenger RNA of Hyla sarda, 4284 nucleotides long. It is a transcript of the gene OSGIN1, whose product is annotated as oxidative stress induced growth inhibitor 1. Bases 320 to 1792 code for a protein of 490 amino acids. Lineage: Eukaryota; Metazoa; Chordata; Amphibia; Anura; Hylidae. The record is from RefSeq and is a predicted model, not a curated record. Gene Ontology annotation, molecular function: oxidoreductase activity. The transcript has 6 exons.
UCCCUCUGCCCUCAAGCUGUGUCCAUGUCUGGGAGCCUCAUCACUAUCAUCCUGCCGGUUAUGUCACUGAAGCUGAGCCCAUUCACAAGCUUAGUAACUUGAGCCUUGCUGACUCAUGCUUAUCGCACGAAAUGUGUAAGACCGCCCUGAAAUAUCCAGCACCACCCCCUGCAACAUCGACCUACCUGCUUCCAGCUAUAUAUAGCAGAUGACAGCGUUACUGCACAUGGAUAGAGAUCUGAGCAAUCAUAAGGACCACAGGACUGACCACAGCUCUGCUCGCUGCUCCUGGACCUCUGACUGGAUUUGAGUGACCACUAUGUCUGCAAAACUAGCUGAAUGCCACACAAGUAUGAGAUCACCGCUUCCAGUGCUUGUUAUAGGUAAUGGUCCAUCAGGCAUCUGUCUCUCAUACUUGCUGUCUGGUUAUACUCCAUAUUUGAUAGACAAAGCUACACAUCCAAACCCAAUGUUACAAAGAAAGCUGGAGGAAUUCCCCAAUGUUCCCAUCACUCAACAGGACCUGGAGUAUUUGUCUGAGGGCUUGGAAGGUCGCUCCAACAGUCCGGUUGCUCUGUUGUUCGAUACCUUGCUCAGGCCAGACACUGACUUCCUGGGAGAUGUGGAGUCUGUAUUGCAGUGGACAAAAGAACCCAAAAGAGCUGUUCCUCACCUGGUGCUUGGCCGAGGUCCACCCGGAGGAGCGUGGAAUGCAAUUGAGGGUUCAAUGAUAACUCUUAGUCGUGGAGACUGGAUGGGGCUCCCUGAUUUAUCUUUCAAAGAUUGGAUGAGGACGAAAAAAAGGAACCUCAGGAAUGACAGGUCCACUGCAGGGGACAUCCUGAAUUAUUACCAAUACUAUGUAAAGAAUAAAAGACUAGAGAACAAUUUCUUAUCUGGUGCAGUUGUCACUUCUGUUAUGAAAAUCAGUAAAGACAUGGAAAACGGUAUCGGGAGUGAGCCCAUUUGGAAUAAUGCAGAGUUUAAAGAAGAGCAAAACCAGGACAAAAGUGUAUUCCAAGUUAGUGGAUUUAUUGAAAAUGACAUUGGUUCCAUGCAGAAAUUCUGUCUCUAUGCUGAGAAUGUUGUACUGGCAACAGGCACAUUUGACAGCCCUUCUUGGCUGGGUAUCCAAGGAGAAGACCUUCCAUUUGUCUCACAUCAGAUAUCUGCUCUUGAGGAAGCAGUAAAAUUUAAGAAGGUCCACCAAGAGUCUGACCCAGUGCUGAUCAUAGGGGCCGGACUGACUGCUGCAGAUGCCAUUCUUCUAGCUCGCCAUUACAACAUCCCUGUCAUCCAUGCUUUCAGAAGACGAGUUAAUGAUCCUGCGCUCAUCUUUAACCAGUUACCGCAUAUCAUGUACCCAGAGUACCAUAAAGUACACCAAAUGAUGAAAGAACAAUCAGUCUUUCAAGGAGGACCCUACAAGGGCUACACAAGCCUACCAGAGCACCAUGCUGUGUGCUUCAAUGAUGACAUGAAAUGUACCUUCAGAGACAAGAAUGGUCAGCACACAGCUUUUAAGGUUUCAAUGGUUUUUAUUCUCAUUGGAUCUAACCCAAACUUGUCUUUCCUUCCUAAAAAUGGCACAGACUUGGCUUUGGAUACAGAGCAACCGGUCAACUCCAAACGGAAUCCUCUUGAUAUUGAUCCAUUCACAUACGAGUGUAUUCAAGAGAAAGGACUGUAUGCCGUGGGACCCCUGGCCGGUGAUUAUUUUGUACGCUUUGUCCAAGGGGGUGCAUUGGCUGUUGCUAGCAAUCUCCUAAAAUCUAAGAAAAGGCCCCCCUAAUGAUAUACAAUACUGUACCACAUUUUAGGAUACAUCUUAGGCCAGCCACAAUAACAGGAUGAAAGGCCAUUUUUAAAACAAUGUAGAAUGUCCCAUAAAAUAAGCUACUGGACUUACAUACGUAAAAAGAAUGCAACUUCAAGAAUUUUGUCUGUUAUUACCGUUCUACAAGAAUAUUAAGGGGUUCACAUUUGUAUUAAUAUUCUACAAGACUAUAUUUUGAUAUUGAGGGGUAAAAAAAUAUGUAUUAAUAUUUUAUAGCAAAAAUUCUAUGACAUUUUUUUAUAGGUAAUUCAUCUUUCAUAAACACUCAGUAGAAAAGAAAAAAAUGUCCAAUUGAAGAACAUAACAUGUAAGGUUAAGAGUUGUUCUUAGCUUGGGGCCAAUCUGGUUGUAACCAGCGUACAGUCAUUCCAAAUGUUACUUGCUGGGCAACAUAUUUUUUAGUUAAAAGAAAAUAAUUUCGUUUUUGCGUCAGCAGGUCACACCCAAUAAACUACAGACCUUUAACCCUCAGACCCUGUUUACAAUUUUCAUGAAUGUGAACUGGAUUUUACAGGAUCACAUUUACUGCUGCUCAAUAGGCAUUUGACUUUUAUAUAUGUAUAUUACUUAAACCUUAUUGUAUAUUACUUAAACCUUAUUUAUGACUUUUAUAGCAAUUCUCUCUGGGAGGAAAGGCGGUUACUGUUUUCCACUGAAGAGACCCAGUUGCUCUAUGGAGAUUUUAUUUGAGGCAAAGUCCUAUAUGGAAAUGUGUACAAAUGAAUUCUCCUCCAGAAGGAAUAUACUAUUUCAUAUUAGCCAAUCACAGUCUCCUCCAAAACAAGCUUAUGUGCACACUCUAUUUCCCAUUGAGCAUAACCUUAUAAUAAUCACCAUACACCUAGUGGAUUUUUUCAAUGUGACACAGUACCCCUACUUUCUGGGGCACCUUUCUAGCCAGCCUUUUAGAUUAGAGGUAAUGUGUGGGACAUUUUCUAAAUGGUGUUCAUAAAAUACAUAUGUGCCAAAGAAAAUUUUAAAAUGGACCUGUCAGCAGAAAAACACUGGCACUAUAAUGGUUCUGGGCAUACCGUCUUAUUUCCAUAGUCCUAUCCAGUACCGAGAUAUAAGCCAUUUUGUUAUUAUGCAAAUGAGGCUCAAGUGCCCAGAGAGCAUUCCCCAGCACAACAAAUCCAGCCCAUGUUCUCAUUUUUACCACCUACUGGCACAAUUGAAUCUACCUACCAUGUUUCAUUAACAGCUAGUAGAUAAAGAGGGCAUGGAUUGGACAUACCUGGGCUCUGACCAGAGGCGUAACUUGUAGCUUCUGGGAAAAAUCUGCAACAGGGCCCCAUAGGCCAAUUAUAAUACCAGUUUCUUAUAGGGAAGAUGUGCUUUGGGGCCCCCUUAGACACCAGGGCCCCAGUGCGACUGCUACCUCUAUAGCUAUGCCCCUGUCUCUGGUCAGGCUGGGGAAUACCCCUGGACACUUAAGCCUCAAUUCCAUAAUAAAAAAGGUUUAUAUCUCAGUACUGGAAAGGACUAUGGACAUAAAAAAAAGGUAUGAUUGGAAUCCUAAUUACUAGCCUUAUCUAAAUAUUUGUUUCUUUACACCCCUGUUUUCCUGGUGACAGGUGCGCUUUAAGUAAAUGCCAUUAUAACAUUCCUUGAGAUCAUUAUUCUAUAGCAGCAUCUUUAAUUUGCUAAAACUACUUCUAUAGAAGAAGCUCCCCUAAAAGGGUUAUCUAGCAUUUAUACAGAAAUUCUCAUUCAACUAUUAGCCAGAGCAGUACAAUGAGAGUAUCCCACUGUGGAGAACCUGCAUACCCAUGCCUUACAUAUACAGCCCUGUAAUGCUCUAGUUCACCAGCGAAGGAGAAUUAAACUUAUGCUGCUAUAUUGGCCCUAAGAUUACUACUGAUGCAGGGGAUCCCGGCAUGCAGAAUACGAUAUGAUCACCUUAUUGUCACAUGACCUUUCUAACAAAAAACAUAUUUCAAAGCAGACAACCUAUUAAUUGAUCAUGGUAAAACUAACACUGCUACCACUAGGCCUGAACAAAGCCUAUAAGGCAAAUUGCCACCUAGUAGAGAAGGGGAGGGAGCUCUAUUUAGGUAAUUUGGCCCCCCUGUAAAAUUUUUACUAAAUAAACAAUGUAUUACACCAAAUCUUACUUAAUCAAUUGGUAUUUUUAAAUAAGUAGAAUCUUAAGUUUAGCAACCCCAGAAGGUUCUAUGUCUCUAGAUGUGGAAUAGACAGACAACUGAAAAACAUAACUAGCAAAUGGAAUAUCAAUCCUUAAAUAAUUAGAAAUGCACUGAAAGGAAUGCUGAACUCUUUGUAUAACUGUACAUUGUAUUUUAGAAGUUAAACUGGUAAUAUAUCACCAUGUAAUUUUAAUAUAUAUAUAUAUAUUUGAAGUUUGUAUUUUUGUAACUACUGUUAAAGAAUUUUUUUUAUAUUUUAUUCUAUUUUAUUAUUUUUACAAUAAAUAACAUUUAUAUUAA